AUGCUUACGAUACUUAUCGCUGUGAUAUAUGCUGUGCUCGUGAGACCUUCUACGGUGAGCGCUGGAUUGUACGAUAAUUGGGCGCCACAUCGCUACUGUAAUGCCAUUGAUGAUAUUGAGGACACGCGCAUCCCGCCGCUCAGCCCUGGUCAGGCCGAACGCGUCCAGUCGCUGGAGCAAGUGCAGGUUAUUGCCCGUCAUGGAGCUCGGGCUCCCUACGCCAGACUGUUUUGUUGGGAAUCAAACGUACACAACCCCAUGGGUGCUGAGUGGAACUGUACUACCGCCUCUGUCUCGUCACAAGACAUUAAUCCGAAUGAGCACACAAAAGGUUUUGGUCGCUUGUACCGCAAAUCUUAUAUGAAUGGACACAACAUUCUUAGAGGAGACUGCAUAGUUGGUGGAUUGCUCCCACUUGGACGUCAGCAGCAGAAAACUAACGGACGGUUUCUACGUGAUUCAUACGUGGGUGAAAGCCAGCUUAAACUCUUUCCUACUGCCAACUUGUCGCACUUGGAGUUAAGCAAAAUUUACCUUCGCAGCGACGAUCAAGAGCGGACACUAGGAUCGGGUCAAGCGCUGGUUGAUGGAUUGUUCCCAGUUGACGGAACACAGUCCCUUGAGCUCCAUCACAUGCUGUCAUGGGACGUUGCAGAUAUUUCAGUAGACUACAUCAACCCCAAUGAGAACAUUUGUCCUUUGAUGGGGCACAUUGGUCAAUUGGCUAAUGAAUCUCCAGAGUUUUGGAACCACCUUCGAGACCCAUCGACAGUCGAAAUCGAGCACCAUUUUAGGGAUGUCGUCGGUAAUUUUUCUUGGAACUCCGUGCUAGAAUGUUUAAGCACCGCCAGAUGCAAUAAUCUGGAGUUGCCGCAGGGUGUCGAUGAGGAUACAUUCACAAAGACAUUCCAUGAGGUUGAGGUGCGCCAGAGUAUUUUCUUGUCUUACAACAACUCGGAGUAUGCCAAGCUCGCUAUGCAGCCGCUGGCCCAUGACAUGCUCCGUCGGCUCGAUAGUGUGCUUGACGAAGACCCCCACGCCUACAAGCUCUCUGUCACGAUGGCCCAUGACUCUACCAUUAUGCCAUUUCUGGCUGCCACAGUAAAAGAGAACUGGGACCGCCUGUGGACUCCGUAUGCAGGCAUGCUGGUGAUUGAAGUUUACAAGACAAAGAAUAACUCGCAUGCGAUUCGAGUGAUCUUUCAUGGUGAACCUCAACAUAUUCCGGAAUGCCAUGACACGUUAUGCAAUAUUGAUGAUUUUCUUAGUGCCUUUUCGUUCGCGCGCAAGCCACGUACCAAUCAUGAUUGUGUGUUGCCCAAGGAUAAAAAGGAGAAAAGCAAAGACCAAUCGAACCUAGCGACUACGCUGGCAGGUGGUAACGCAGGAGCCAAACCCUUUGAGUAUCAUGGAAGCUAUUUGCUGCUGGGGGUGGUUGGCGUCGCUGGUCUGCUCGCUGUACGUGCGAAAGUCCGGCGCACUCGGCAGCACGAUGUUCUCGGUGACGACGAGGCUGUCUCUCUUCUCCCGACGUAUUCAGCGUACGUAAGGAAUAAGCCUGAAUACUUUUCAUUAACUGUAUUUGCUCGAGACAUUAUAUUCUGCAUUGCAAGUCAAAAUAGGCUUUAUUUAGAAGCCCACCACAAUGAAUUUGGGUCGUUGACAGAAUGUUAA
Plasmopara halstedii is the source of this 1674-nucleotide messenger RNA. RefSeq names its product component of the counting factor complex. Gene Ontology annotation, molecular function: phosphatase activity. Lineage: Eukaryota; Oomycota; Peronosporomycetes; Peronosporales; Peronosporaceae. Bases 1 to 1674 code for a protein of 557 amino acids. Gene Ontology annotation, biological process: dephosphorylation. The transcript is spliced from 8 exons. The record is from RefSeq and is a predicted model, not a curated record.